ACCAACUGCGCAUAUGAGUUUUACGCUUGGUACACAUUUUGCGCUCGAGUUGCACCGAUCUGAGUGGGUCAAUUCUAUAGAUAUAUAAGUAUAUAUUUCUAGGAUCAAAUUACACUUUUGGGAGGAUUUUUUUUUUCGUAGGAUGAACUCUCGUUCUUUUUGGUACGACUGAAACAUACUCGAGAUUUUACUAUGAAGCAGUUCAAUGGAUUACAAGGUUUCCAAAGUGACAUAGAAAUGCGCGGCUCUUUACAGUUUUGACUCAUUGAAUUUGUUGCGAUCACACAGCCCGGGAUUUUUAGCCCUCUUAAACAUGGAGGCUCCUUCCAGCUUUCAGCCGCAUCCAGGACUUCAGCAAACUCUGAAGCAGUUUCACCUGAGUUCAAUGAUCUCUCUCGGCGGACCGGCCGCCUUCUCGGCCCGGUGGCAGCAGGACAUGCUGUUUAAGAAGGACGGCAAGAGCGCGGAGAGCGCGGAGGUGGUCGUGAACCUCCCCGCGGAGACACCCGCGGUCAUGCCGGGGCCCCUCUUCAUCCCGUCCGACCGCUCUACCGAGAGGUGCGAGACGGUCCUGGAACGCGAGACCAUCUCGUGCUUCGUGGUGGGCGGCGAGAAGCGCCUCUGCCUGCCGCAGAUUCUCAACAGCGUCCUGCGGGACUUUUCCCUCCAGCAGAUAAAUUCGGUAUGUGACGACCUCCACAUCUACUGCUCCAGGUGCACGGCGGAUCAGCUGGAGAUCCUCAAAGUUAUGGGCAUCCUGCCUUUCUCGGCACCCUCGUGUGGACUCAUCACCCAAACGGACGCCGAGCGGCUCUGCAAUGCGCUCAUCUACGGCGGUACGUUCCCUCCGCACGCCGACAAGGAGUUCUCGUGCUCCAUAGAGCUGGAGCGAACGGAGAACAGCUUCAAAGUUUACCACGAAUGCUUUGGUAAGUGCAAGGGCCUGUUCGUGCCAGAACUCUACUCGAACCCCAACGCAGCGUGCAUACAGUGCUUGGACUGCAGGCUCAUGUUCCCGACCCAAAAGUUCGUUGUUCACAGUCACAAAAGGCAAGAGAACAGAACCUGUCACUGGGGUUUCGACUCCUCGAACUGGAGGGCUUAUAUUCUUCUAGAUCAGGACUAUACCGAGAGAGAGGAGAGCAGCACACUGCAGAAGCUCCUCGACGAAUUAAAGGGAAAAUUUGACCCGAGGAACAAGCACAAGACAUCUUACAAGGCAUACAGUCCCAUUCCCUCCAAAAAGUUUAAACAUGACCGUUCAAGAUCCCCUUCUGUGGAUAAAGAGAGGCAAGCUGAUUGGCUACAGUCUCUGGCUGCAUCUGCAAAUAAGGAUCUUAAGCAGCUCCAGUUUAAGCAGAGACCCUCUGCCUUCAGGCCCUGGUCUCCCAGAGUUCCCUCUGAGAAAGAGACACCUAGCCACAAGUACGAAAGAUCACUCACAAACGGACAAGACAGCCUGGCGAACCGAAAUGUUUCUCUGCCCAUUGCCACAUUUAAAAAUAAUGAGCAGCCACUGCACCGAUUUACUCACCCCAGCGAGAGCCACAACACAGGCAAGACGGAGAGCUUUAGGCCAAGAAAGAGGUGGCCAUCUGCAGAGAUGAAGUCACAGCCGGUGGCCAUGACCUCUCUGCCCACUCCAGUUGUACGACAGCAGCUUCAGGAAGAUGAUGAUUCAAAUGCAAAAAUCGAGGUUGACAACUGUGAUGAAGUUCCUAUCUCCAGUCCCUUGAUGUCUCCUUCCUUUAUUGGUGGUGUAGGAGUGAUGAACCUAAGCAGUCACAGCCCUGCAGAGAUGCAUGAUGGGAAAGUAAAACUAGGGGCGGCCCCUUGCUCUGAGCUGGAGGCCCUGAGGCAGAUGCUGAGCAGUGAUCUGAGCUCUAAAGAGGCCAAAGAGAGGUUCCUACAGGACAUUGUUCGAAUGAGAGUUAAGCAAGAGGAGAAACUAGCUGCCGCUAUGCAAGCCAAACGAAGCCUUCAGCAGGAGCUGGAGUUUGUAAGGGUGACCAAGAAGGGCAGGCUGAGGGAGGCCAUCGAAUCAAAGCGGAACCUGAGGAAGGAGAUUGAGCGCCUCCGUGUGGAGUGUGAGCAGAAGGUGCGAGAUGCCAAUGAGUCCUGUGGCAGACUGAAGAGAGAGCUGGACAAAGAGAGACAUAUCCGUGUGUGUGAUAAAGGCUGUGAGGCAGGACGCCUGAGAGCCAAGUAUUCCUCCCAGAUUCAAGAUCUGCAGAUGAAGCUCCAGCAAGCAGAAGUGGACCGUGAACAUUUGCGAGAUGUUCUGCAGAAGGAGCAAGAAGCCCGAAAGAAUCUGGAGAGAGUCAUCAAAGAUCUCAAGGAUCAACUGGGUCACACGGCAGAGAUGGAGGAGCACAGUAUCCCAAAGUCACAGACAACUGAGAGAGAGAAUAAAGAAAUUCGACAUGAAGAAGAUGUAUCUUAAAUGUUAAGAGCAAAACAUAUACAGUAUAUGGCUAUAGAUGAAGACUUUUGAUUUGAGGACGAUGAAAAGACGCCUCUAAAUCAAACGCAUACAUGAAAAAUGUACGGGAGCAAAGGAGAAUGCAAUGAAAAACAAGCAUAUUACAAUGUACGUUUACCAAUACCAAUGGAAACAGUAACAGUACUAAAUGAACUCCACAGAAAUAACUGGAAAGACGUUUAGUCGAAACCAUGAGAGCAGGACGUUCAGAGAUGGUGGCUUUGCGUGGAGUGGACUCGCCUUCAGUUAGCUUCUUGAGCUAAUCUAAGGAAUUUAUUUUGUUAUAAGCUAUUUAAAAAUGUUGCAAAGAUACUUGAAAAUUUGGGAAACGAGAGUGUUUUCUUUUCACAUUAAGUUGACAAUAGCAGAUGACCUGCUAGUGCCACUGAUACUCUGUAAACUAGAAAGUGUUACAAGCCAGAACUACACAUACUGUAGGACACAGGUGUUGUCAUUAUGAUGUUUCUCUCGCUUUCAUUUCCUUUUUUGUUGUUGUAUUGAAAUAGUUUGCAUGAGCAACAGUGCUAUGGUGCAGCAAAGCUUAAUAAUUAUAAACUUGCAUUCAGAUGAGCUUAUUAUCUUCAUAUUUUUAAAUAAUCUUUUACUUAAAACCCUAUAGUGUUGGCAACGAUCAAUAUGGACUCAACUCUACAGUCUGUCCUAAACAUCAGUAUAUUAUGCAAGUAUUACUUUUAUACAUUAAUAACCAGUUUUCACUGUAUAAAACAGUCAAAAAGAACAUUACGGCACAGUUGUCAACAUGUUUGUGCUCCAUGAUCCCUUUUGGAUUUGGUUGUUUUUAUAGUGGAUUGAAUGUUUUUGUUGAGUACAUCAGAAUUAGUGAACGCUCAAGUGACAAACAUCCAUUUUUAGUCACUGGUUGUAAGACUCAUUAAUGAAAAGAAAAAAACGGAUAAUUAUUUAACAUUUCUACUUAUAUCGAAAAUAAGGAUAUAUAUUUUUUUACUUUCUACCAAAAAAAAAAAAGAAUUGCACUUUUAAGAAAAAAAGAUAGUUGUACUGUGUAUUUGAAGCCCUCUUAUGUUUUCUUUCUCUUCAAAUCUCAGACAACAAGUAUUGAUUAAAGAAGUUUUCCUAAAAUUGUUGCAUAUGUGAAUACCAUUUAAACAUAAAAACACUAAAUAAGGUAGCUUGCUUUACACUUCACUUUAAAUGCUUUUUUCUCCAAGCCAAAAUGUAUGCCAUAUGUAUGAAAUAAUGUUACAGAAAAAUGAAUUUCUCCUAUAAUGUUUUCAACUAGAGGACAUUUACUGUAUAGAAAUUCUUAUGUAAAAUGAACAAAAACAAAGAUUAUUAUAUUUCUGAAUAAUUUUAGUCCCUUUGGAAAUCACUUUAUAUAAUUACCAAAGCAAAGAUUCACAUUUUGAGAUUCCUGGUGGAUUGAUAUGUGACUGAUAAACUGUAAAGAAUAUUUGAUGAAUUUUUAAUGAUCUUUUAUCUUCAUUACCCCCAUCUUGAAUAAAACCUGCCAUAAUACAUAUGCUAACCUCUCCAUCACUCUAUAUUUAUUCUGGGUGACUUUUGACUUCCCAUUCUAUAUAAAGAGAUCUGUAUGCUUGCCUAUGUCAGUUUUUAACCGCUUGAUGUUUUAAUGCGUCAUACUAGAUAUAUGCAUUGUGUUCAGGGUCUUGUCAUAGUUUUGGUUUUGGUGUGGGUCAUUUUCAUCAUUUGUUUUAAUGUUCCCCCACAUAUAAUAGCAUUAAACAGAAU
Xyrauchen texanus (razorback sucker) is the source of this 4213-nucleotide messenger RNA. It is a transcript of the gene skib, whose product is annotated as v-ski avian sarcoma viral oncogene homolog b. Gene Ontology annotation, biological process: negative regulation of BMP signaling pathway. Gene Ontology annotation, molecular function: SMAD binding; RNA polymerase II cis-regulatory region sequence-specific DNA binding; DNA-binding transcription factor activity, RNA polymerase II-specific. NCBI's taxonomy places the organism in Eukaryota, Metazoa, Chordata, Actinopteri, Cypriniformes, Catostomidae. The transcript has 7 exons. Gene Ontology annotation, cellular component: nucleus. Bases 314 to 2443 code for a protein of 709 amino acids. The record is from RefSeq and is a predicted model, not a curated record.